Messenger RNA from Aspergillus terreus NIH2624, 3846 nucleotides. It is a transcript of the gene veA, whose product is annotated as sexual development activator VeA. NCBI's taxonomy places the organism in Eukaryota, Fungi, Ascomycota, Eurotiomycetes, Eurotiales, Aspergillaceae. The record is from RefSeq and is a predicted model, not a curated record. The transcript is spliced from 3 exons. Bases 1 to 3846 code for a protein of 1281 amino acids.
AUGGCGACCCGACCUCCUCUGGCUCCGCCCAUCAACGAGACGGAACACUCCGUCAGUCGCAUCACUCGCGAGGGCAAGAAGAUCACCUACAAAUUGAGUGUGAUGCAACAACCGGAACGUGCCAGAGCCUGUGGUGCUGGUGCAAAAUGUAUGCGUUCCCUUCCUUCUUCCAACCGUGCAACUCGACUAAUUCCUGUCCUCAAAGCCUCUGCCGAUCGUCGUCCGGUUGAUCCCCCUCCGGUCGUGGAGCUGCGCAUCUUCGAGUCCGAUCCCAACGACGACGUUCACAAGACCGACAUCACCUUUGCUUAUAAUGCCAAUUUCUUCCUGUUCGCAACGCUGGAUACGGCACGUCCCAUGGCGCAGGGCAGACUCGCCCCGACCCCAACCUGUCCCGUUCUGACUGGUGUGCCCGUGGCCGGAGUUGCAUACCUCGAUCGUCCAACCCAAGCCGGUUACUUCAUCUUUCCCGAUCUUUCGGUCCGCCACGAGGGCGUGUAUCGGCUCAACUUCCACCUGUAUGAGGAAACCAAGGACACCAAGGAUCUCAACGAAGGCGCUCCGCUCCCGACCGCCGUCAACCCCGGAAAGCCCGCCGCGCCCAAAUCGUUCCUGGAUUUCCGCCUCGAAGUCGUCUCGGUCCCGUUCACCGUAUUCAGCGCCAAGAAGUUCCCUGGUUUGACCACCAGCACCUCCCUGAGCCGGAUCAUUGCCGAGCAAGGUUGUCGAGUUCGGAUUCGUCGUGAUGUUCGUAUGAGACGCCGUGGUGAGAAGCGGUCCGAUGAUUAUGAGUUCGACGAGGAGCGCGCCUAUCGUUCCUCUCCACGCUACUCGACCCCCGAUGCGUACGCCGCCGCGAAUCCCGUUGAACGUCCUCGGUCGACCAGUAUCAGCGCUGCCGAUCCGUCGUAUCCAUAUGGCUCGGACGUCCAGCGUCGGCCCUCUGCCAGCGAGUAUGGCUAUCAGGGCGCUCAACCCUACCCGCGCCCGAUGCCACCAGGACCGGUAUCUUCUUCUUCGACGCCGGUGCCUCCUCCCGCUCCGCCGUCUCAUGGCUCCUCGUACCCAUCGCAUUUGGCGUUUGGUUCGACGCAGGCUCAGUACCCGGCUCCCCAACUGCCCCGGACUCCCCAGCCGGCUUCCGCUCCUCAUCCGUCGUAUGCCCACUCCAGACAUCCUUCGACGAGCAACGAGUACGAAUCCGGUUCAUCUGGCUACUCUUAUCCGUCUCGCCUGCCCACGGAGCGUCCUGGUUAUCACAAGACAUCCUUGCCGCCUCUCCGGUUGGAGCCUCCUAAUCCUCUGAACAUGCCCUCUGCGGGUGACCAGCCACGUUCAUCUGACCCCAACGCGUACCAAUCCAUGGCCCAUCCUGCGGCCGCACGUUCGCAAACGCCGUCCAACCCAAUGCCGUCGUUGCCACCGCUUAAGGUUGUAUCUGGCGAGUAUCCGGGUAGGGCAGCUCAGCCGAUGGGCAUCACUCCCAGCCCUGCCGCGGAGUUGGGCUCGGGUAAGAAGCUGCUCUGGGAGACGGGUGGUCCCUCGUUGUCCAAGCGGUCUUACGAAGACUCCUUUGGUCAUGAUGAACGCCCGCUCCACAACGGAAUGCGUCCGGACAACGAGAGCUAUCCCAACACCUCCCGCCGACCAUCCGAAGAAAGUGGACCGUCAUACACGACACCGUCCUAUAUCAGUGAAUUCCGUGACCAGAUGGUGUACAAGAGAGCCAACGGCCGGAUGGCUAACAAGAUCUCUCCUGCACUCAAUGCCGAGAUCAUGUUGGCGCAAGGCACCGUGGAUAUCCUCAUCGACGCGAACGAUCCACACGGCCAGUUACACCAGGGUCUCCAGUCGGCCUGCGAGCCGUCCCGCAAACACUCGCGCACCAGCAGCUACGAUACCGUCGACUCCGACUGGUCGUCCGAUGUCUCCGGUCGCUUCGACGAUGCCGACGAAUCUGACUACUCGCCGCAGUUGACGGGAUCGACCUCGCCCUCGGACUCCCACUCCGCAAAGCGGCGGCGAUCGAAUGACUGGCCGAAUCCGCCACAGGAUCAGUCCCAGUCGCAGCCUCAGCAGCACCACGUCCACCACAAUCUUUGGCCGUUCCACCACCAUGGAAAGACGUCUGCGUCCGGGUCCCCGCGCGCGUCUCCCGCCACGGGGAAACGCCCAGCUGGCUGCAGCGCUUCCAGCAAGAACCGCGGGCGUCGGUCACGGUUUGUGGAGGAGAGCAUGAAUGAUAGUGUCAGUGAAAAACCACCCAGUAUUUUCCUGCGCGAGGACCCUCGCACGUCGGCUUCGGCCUCAUCCGCCAGCGGGAAGGGGAGCAGCGCCGGCCAACGAAGCUCGGGGAUUUUCCGCUUCGGCAAGGCCAUUGCGUCGGCGUUCAAUCCGUUUGGUGUCUGGGGCAACGUCGCGGAUAUUUGGAAGAAUAACCCGCAUGAGGAGAACAAGUCGGCGACGGCGAAUGAUGCGCUGGCACGGGCUGAGAAGGCGUAUGCCGAGUUGAAGAAGGCGGGUUACAAGGGCACUGCGAAGGGGAAUUAUCUACAUCAGCAGCAGAGUCAGGAGCAGGCCAAUGCCUCGGAGCAGACAUGCAAGGAGGACAAGCCUGCGCGGCGGCAUUCGAGACAAAACUCUGGAGAGGGACAGAGCUCUCUUCGGAACUCGUUCCAGGAUCUGCGGAGGGCAAAGUCGUCGCUGGGGAUUUCGUCUAUCCCGCUGCUGUCUAACGCUAAUCGACGCUCCGAGGAAUCAGAUGCCGUGGGGGUGCGCCGGCAGAAGUCUCGUCGCGAGCUGCAGAGACAGGCCAAGCUUCUGAAACGAGUUAGUAACCUAGAGGACAAGCUCGAACGCGCUCGCCGCGAGCUGCAAGAGCUUAUGGGCGAGGAUGCCGAGACUCAAGUUCAAUCUCAAGCUCAGGACCAAGACCAGGCUCAGGUUCAACCCCAGCCUGAACCUGCGGAAACGACAGAUCCGGCGACAACCACGCUCUGCCAGGACGAGAAAGCAUACCAUCGCAAGUUCGUGCCCGGUGCACUUCCCUCGCUUCCGUCGGAGAGACUCCUGCAGGGAGAGUCCACGCCGCUGGGGUUGCUGUCGGAGAAUGUGCAGCGCACGCCUGCCAAGGACAAGGGCAAGCCGCGACGCGCGAGUGGUAACAGGCCCGUUGCACCCAAGUCCCCAAAGCAGCUGACGGAGGAUCAGAUCCCCGGCCUGGCUAUCGACAAUCCGUCUCUCAAACGAAAGUCGCCCGAGCCUGGCUGCGCGGCAGCUGCGGAUGCGACUGAGACGCAAACAGCUGAGAGCACCAACGACAAGUCCGUCAACGCGGAGUUCAACGGCCCCUCUCCCAAGUCAAAACUACCAAAAAAUGCCCGGGGAGAUAGUCCGCGGUCCGUGGAGCAGAAGCAAUCCAGAGAACAGGCGCAGUCUUCGGGGGAGAAGAAACGCGAGAGAAGGCGGACCCCUCCGCCGGCAGGCAAGCGCACGCCUUCAUCCCGGAAGUCAGCGAACUCUAGGAAUGUGACACCCUGUCUGCGCAUGAAAAAGAGCCGCAGCGACCUGCGCGCGGGAACCGGCGUGGAUAGCGAAAAUGAUGACCCAGGCAAGGAGAACCAGGAGGUCGAACUCACUCCUCGCAGACGGCCUUUGCAGGAGCAGCCCAAGACCAGCCCUAGCCCCUCGCCGAGCAAGCGCAAGCACAGCUACAGUUACAUCCCGCCGGUGCCUCCAUUGCCCAAGGAGCUCAUGGCCGCCGCGGCCAAACUCGACCGACAGCGGGAGACGCGUGGGAAGACCACAUCUGGAGAACAGUACAAGUGGCCGGAAGACAUUUUUUGA